Molecule: messenger RNA, 1368 nt
Organism: Pleuronectes platessa (European plaice)
Lineage: Eukaryota; Metazoa; Chordata; Actinopteri; Pleuronectiformes; Pleuronectidae
Gene: trhr2
Product: thyrotropin releasing hormone receptor 2
Exons: 5
Coding region: 1-1368 (455 amino acids)
Biological process (GO): phospholipase C-activating G protein-coupled receptor signaling pathway
Cellular component (GO): membrane
Molecular function (GO): thyrotropin-releasing hormone receptor activity
Source: RefSeq, a predicted model, not a curated record
AUGGCCGACAACGCGAGCUCCAGGAUCGACACCCCGACCAACAUCUCCCUGAGCGCCGGCGUCGCCGUGUCCGAGCUGCUGGAGUACAAGACGGUGUCGGUGUUCCUGGUGCUGCUGGUGUGUGGCGUGGGCAUCGUGGGCAACAUCAUGGUGGUGGUGGUGGUGCUCACCACCCGCCACAUGAGGACUCCCACCAACUGUUACCUGGUGAGCCUGGCCAUAGCCGACCUGAUGGUGCUGGUGGCGGCGGGGCUGCCCAACGUGGCCGACAGCCUGACGGGCACGUGGGUCUUCGGCCACGCCGGCUGCCUGGGGAUCACCUACCUCCAGUACCUGGGCAUCAACGCGUCCUCCUGCUCCAUCACCGCCUUCACCGUGGAGAGGUACAUAGCUAUCUGUCAUCCGAUGAAGGCUCAGACCGUGUGCACGGUGUCCCGGGCCAAACGCAUCCUCGCUGGGGUUUGGAUCUUCACCUGUGUCUACUGCAUGCUCUGGUUCUUCCUGGUGGACAUUCAGGUCGGCCCGGACGGACACGUGCAGUGCGGCUACCGAGUGAAGCGGGAGCUCUAUCUGCCCAUCUACCUCACCGACUUCGCCAUCUUCUACGUCAUCCCUCUGCUGCUCGCCAUCGUGCUGUACGGCCUGAUCGCUCGAAUCCUCUACCUCAGCCCUCUGCCCAACCACCCGGACGCCAGCGCCACCACGCUGCGGCGGAGUUGUCGGGAAACCCCUGAACCGGGGAAGGGGGGGCGCCCGGGCCGACCGAAGACGGCGCUCUCCUCCAGGAAACAGGUGACGAAGAUGUUGGCCGUGGUGGUGAUCCUCUUCGCUCUGCUGUGGAUGCCCUACCGGACUUUGGUUCUGAUCAACUCUUUUGUGUCCACGCCGUAUCUGGACGCCUGGUUCCUCCUGUUUUGUCGGACAUGCAUUUACGCCAACAGCGCCAUCAACCCGGUGAUAUACAACGUGAUGUCUCAGAAGUUCCGCUCGGCGUUCCGCGGCCUCUACCGGUGCCAGCGGCCGGAAGGAAUUCAGAGGACACUGUCCACGAUCCAGCCCGGCCUCAGCUCCAGAGACCAGAGAACAUCCCACGCCAACAGCAAAGGAACCAGUGAAAAGACAAAGAUGAUCGUCCUGAGCACCACCACUGAGUUAACUACCCAGCAGAACGGAGGCAGCCACCAGGGGGCGCUCAGCGGCGAGAAGACAGAGCAGUCGUCUGACGUCACAGCCGCUUCGUUCAGGUUCUGUGUGCGUCCUUCAGAGACGUGUCCAUCUGGAGAUAAAGACGUGGAUCAUCCGUCCUCAGACGAUGCUCCGGGGGACGCUGCAGGCAAACAGACACCAGACAAACUGGAAAGCAUGUAA